AUGAUCCCCGUGCUGGCCAACCAGACCUUCUCUUCAUACACCAACCUCAUCGAUGCCGUCGGGGGUCGCAUGUCUGCACUCUCAGCCCCGAAUUCACCUACUGACCAUGACGUGCUCUUUGGUAUUUUGGGAUCGCAUCCACGUCUUGGUCGGGCCCCAGCCAACCCAGAACAUCUGAGCGAGCUGAGCAAAAAGGAACAAGCCCAAUUGAAUGAAGGCGCAGCGGAACAGGCGGAGAAGUUACGAACACUGAAUGCGGAAUACGAAGCGAAGUUUCCGGGUUUGCGGUUUGUUACAUUUGUUAAUGGUCGCAGUCGUGAGGUGAUUAUGGUCGAAAUGCGCCAGCGCAUUGACCGCGCUGAUGCGGAUAAAGAGAUUGAAGAGACCAUUCAGGGAAACAAUCUCCAAUUACGAGUUGCGACCCCCGCGGCCGAUUUGACCCCUCUCGGAACCUCGACAUUCCCCGGUUCGGCCACAUCGGAUGUCGCAUCGGGCUCGACUCAUAGUCUUCAAGAUGCCCGGAAUCCCCGACGAUCGGGCAUUGGUAGCUCGUUGCGAGAUUCGACCUCGAAUAUUCUACACGAGAAGCCCGAGUUAAAUGCCAUAGAUCCGUUAUCGCAGCACAUCAUCCAACGCACCAAUACCCAAAAGUCCAUUCCCCUGAAAUUACUGGGGAGUGCCUCAUAUGAAGCAGAGGCUGUUGGCUCCGAGUACAGCCCGCCAGAGAAAAGCCUGGCCCGGAACGAUUCAUCGCCUACCUCAAAACACCCCAAAGAGAAGAAAAAAGGUGUUUCCUUUCUCAGUCGAAUCAUUGGAAACAAGAAAAAAGACCAGCCGGUUGAGGCGGACGAUGAAACGUCAGAUUCUGAGGCGCACCGCAUGUCCGUUGACACUUCGCAUCUAAUUGGGUUUAUACCUCGACACCCUCCUCCGUCCAAAUACCUAAAGGUGCGAGCCCAUUACAAAAAGGACAAGACGUUCAAUCGCGUGUUUCUGGCCCAGGAACUGGAGGGCAGCGGCCCACCGCCCAAACCCGCAGAUAGACGGAUAUCUACGUCCUCGGUCUUGCAGAAUGGUGAUCACAUCGGAAAGGCCAUCUGGGCACUUAUGGUUUCGAAAGAUGGUAAAUAUCUCGCGGCCGCUGGCCAGGACCGGAAGGUUCGAGUGUGGGCUGUUAUCGCUACACCCGAGGAGCGCGAGGAUGCCAACGGGGAAGAGGCAACACCCGUAGACGCACGAGAUAGUUCCGGUUUGAAGGCGCCUGUGUUCCAGCCGGAGCCCGUUCAGGUGUAUGAGGGACACACGGGAAGUAUAUUGGACCUGAGUUGGAGUAAAAAUAACUUCCUUCUCUCCUCGUCAAUGGACAAAACAGUGCGACUAUGGCACGUUUCUCGACCGGAAUGUCUUUGCUGUUUCCAGCACAGUGAUUUUGUGACCUCAAUUCAAUUCCACCCGCGUGACGACCGCUUCUUCCUUGCUGGAUCUCUCGAUACGAAAUUGCGACUCUGGAGUAUCCCGGAUAAGAGCGUGGCUUUUGUGACUGCCGUGCCCGAUAUGAUUACUGCCGUGGCAUUUACCCCAGAUGGCCGAUACUCCAUUGCCGGAUGUUUGAAUGGCAUGCUUAGCGUCUAUGAUACUGAGGGCCUAAAGGUAUCAGCCCAGAUCCAUGUACGAUCGGCCCGUGGGCGCAAUUCCAAGGGUAGCAAAAUCACUGGAAUUGAUACAAUGACGGUUCCCAGGGACGAUAGUAAAGAUGAUAUCGAUAGUGAUAUCAAGCUACUGGUUACUAGCAACGACUCCCGCAUCAGGCUGUAUGACUUCCAUUCUCGAUCGUUGGAGGCUAAAUUUCGCGGUAACGAGAACACCUGCAGCCAAAUUAGAGCUACAUUCACCAACGAUGGCAAGUACAUCAUAUGUGGAAGUGAGGAUCGCAGGGCAUACGUGUGGCCAGUUCAGUCUGCGCAACAAGAUUCUGAAAAGCAGCCGGUGGAGGUAUUCGAGACACAGUCCGCCAUGGUAACAGCCGCAAUCAUGGCGCCGAUCCAAACGAAACAGGUCCUGGCCCUAUCAGAAGAUCCAAUCUAUGACAUCUGCAACCCACCUCCGGUAGCUCUAAUGGGUCCGGAGCCAACAGGCCCAGGCAACGAAAAUGGAAAACCCCAUAAGCGCUCUGCAUCAGCACCUCGCCUAUCCAUCAUCAGCAAAAUGGCCCACGAAUCACCCUCGUACCUCGCGCGAUCCAAACAUCCAGGUGGAGAAAUCAUCGUGGUCGCCGACUACUCCGGCAAGAUCAAAGUCCUCCGACAAGACUGCGCGUACCAAAAACGACGCUACGAAAACUGGGACACAAACUCCACCAUCUCACGACGGAUCCUAGGCCGCUCCAACUCCGCCCGCCGCAGCGCCGCCUCCUCAAUUGGAAAAGAAUCCACCCACAAAACCCCCUCCGAGCGCAUCGUCUCAUGGCGCAACUCCGUCAUCCGCCACCGCUCCAGCACCGAAGGAUCCCGCUCCGGCCUCCAAACCCGCAGUCCAUCCCCGCAACACCGCCCAGCAAUGUCCAGACUAGCCUCCUCCCGACCAUCAAGUGUCGGCCCACACGAAUCAGUAUCUAUCAUCACUACAUCCCCACCCCCAUCGCCGCGCCUACAAAGCGGAGAGAAGAGCCGGCUAAACGGAAAUAACAACGAUGCAAACGCCCCAAGCCCCAAAGCCCAACCCUCAAAAAUUGCCUCAUCCCCAGACCUCCUAACCAGCAACAAAGCACCAGACAAUCCGCUCUUGCUACAGGGCGACCGCAGCUACGCGUACUGGAGUAAGAUCACGCACGAUGCGUUGGCCAUGCAGUCCCGUAACUCGAAUGACUUCCUCAAGCCGGAUAGAAUCCCGUCGCGCGAGCGCGGGAUGAGUUCUGGUACUAGCGUGCUGAGCAGUGAGUGUACGACUUCGACUGAUGAUGCAGAGGAAGACGUGCUCAAGUGUGAUAAUUGUCAUGGGACCAAUUUCCGCAGUGUCAAGGGGAGGGAUGGGAAGCAGAAGCUUAUUUGCUCAGAGUGCCAUCGGCCUGUCUCUUAA
This is a messenger RNA of Penicillium robsamsonii, 3075 nucleotides long. RefSeq names its product Oxo-4-hydroxy-4-carboxy-5-ureidoimidazoline decarboxylase. The record is from RefSeq and is a predicted model, not a curated record. Gene Ontology annotation, molecular function: protein binding. The transcript has 7 exons. NCBI's taxonomy places the organism in Eukaryota, Fungi, Ascomycota, Eurotiomycetes, Eurotiales, Aspergillaceae. Bases 1 to 3075 code for a protein of 1024 amino acids.